Erinaceus europaeus (western European hedgehog) is the source of this 2228-nucleotide messenger RNA. RefSeq names its product immunoglobulin like domain containing receptor 2 (gene ILDR2). Gene Ontology annotation, biological process: pancreas development. The transcript is spliced from 10 exons. Gene Ontology annotation, cellular component: membrane. Lineage: Eukaryota; Metazoa; Chordata; Mammalia; Eulipotyphla; Erinaceidae. The record is from RefSeq and is a predicted model, not a curated record. Bases 370 to 2109 code for a protein of 579 amino acids.
CCAGAAACUUUGGUAGCUGUGGCUGUGGCUGGGCUGGAGGCGCGGCCAAGCUCCCCCGCGCGGCUGCGGCGCGCGAGAAAGGGAGGGAGCGCGUUGCCCGGCGUGCGGGGGCGCGGGGUGCAGAGCGCUGAGGACCCCGAGCUCGCGGCUGCGCCUUCGCCAGCCACCGCGCUACCAGUACGGUCCGCCUGUGCCCAGGACAACACUGAAACGUCUCCAGUCUGCUCUCUGCACAUCCCAGCUCAGCGCUCUCAGCCAGACAUUCACGGCCCUGUCUCCCUGCCUGAGAUCUGCACCCCCAGCUCUGCCCUGCGUUCUGUGCACUACACCCCCCACCCGCGCUCUCCAUCUGGAUGGAAGUUAGGGAGAAUGGAUGGAAUGGUGAGGGUGUGUGUGGCAAUCUGCUGGCUUACAGCCAUGAUUGAAGGCCUUCAGGUCACGGUUCCUGACAAGAAGAAGGUGGCCAUGCUCUUCCAGCCCACAGUGCUUCGCUGCCAUUUCUCUACAUCCUCUCACCAGCCAGUGGUGGUGCAGUGGAAGUUCAAGUCCUACUGCCAGGAUCGCAUGGGGGAGUCUUUGGGCAUGUCCUCGCCCCGGGCUCAGUCUCUCAGCAAAAGGAACCUGGAAUGGGACCCCUACUUGGAUUGUUUGGACAGCAGAAGGACUGUUCGAGUGGUAGCUUCAAAACAAGGCUCAACUGUCACCCUAGGAGAUUUCUACAGAGGCAGAGAGGUCACAAUAGUUCAUGAUGCAGAUCUUCAAAUUGGAAAACUCAUGUGGGGAGACAGCGGACUGUAUUACUGUAUCAUCACAACCCCUGAUGAUCUGGAGGGCAAAAAUGAGGAUUCAGUGGAGCUACUGGUGUUGGGCAGGACAGGGCUGCUUGCUGAUCUCUUGCCCAGUUUUGCUGUGGAUAUUAUGCCAGAGUGGGUGUUUGUUGGCUUGGUGAUCCUGGGUAUCUUCCUCUUCUUCGUCCUGGUGGGGAUCUGCUGGUGCCAGUGCUGCCCCCACAGUUGCUGCUGCUACAUCCGCUGCCCAUGCUGCCCAGAGUCCUGCUGUUGCCCUCAGGCCUUGUAUGAAGCAGGGAAAGCAGCAAAGGCCGGGUACCCUCCCUCUGUCUUCGGUGUCCCUGGCCCCUACACCAUCCUCCCUGUCCCAUUGGGAGGAGCCCCCUCAUCUGGCAUGCUGAAGGACAAGCUGCAUCCACCUCCUCUGGCACCAAGUGACUCCAUUGGAGGAAGCCACAGUGUUCGCAAAGGUUAUCGGAUACAAGCUGACAAAGAGAGAGACUCCAUGAAGGUCUUAUAUUAUGUUGAGAAGGAGCUGGCUCAGUUUGACCCAGCCAGAAGGAUGAGAAACAGAUAUAACAACACUAUCUCAGAACUCAGCUCCCUGCAUGAUGAGGACAAUAAUUUCCGCCACUCCUACCAUCAGAUGCGAAGCAAACAGUUCUCUCAUGACUUGGAGAGCAAUCCUGAGUAUUGGCAAGGAGUCAUAGGAGGUAGCAGUGGGACAAACCGGGGGGCCUCAGCCAGAGAAUAUAGCAAAGAGGAGCAGGACAGCUUUAGGCACAGCCAACCACGCUCCAAGUCCGAGAUGCUAUCGCGCAAGAGCUUCGCACCCGGGGUGCCAGCCGUGUCCAUGGACGAGCUGGCCGAGCCCUACGAGUCCUUUGGGCCUCUGCCACUCCGCGCAGACGGCCUGGAGACGCAUGGGGCCCGCUUCGCAGAAGAUCCGUGGAGCCGCGGGCGGGCAGCGGGGGACUCCUGGGCGCGCAGCCCCGCGCCACUGCCGCGCCUGCUGAGCCGAACGCCAGGCCCUGCGCCCAGGAUUGAGAGGCGGCCCGAAGCCACCAGCCGCGCAGGCAGCCUAGAGACACCUGCCAGGCGCAAUGCGCGCCUCGCCUCCUACUGCGCCUGGGCACCCGCGUCCUUCCCAGCCGGCGAUGAGGAUGAGGAUGUGACAGACGACACACUGCCGCCCUAUAGCGAGGAGCUAGAUCUCGGUCAGGCCUGCCACCGCGAGCCUCACCGCUGCAGCUCUGAGAAACGCAGGAAACGGGAGCCCAAGAAGAAUGACUUUCCAACCAGGAUGUCCCUUGUGGUCUGAUGAUUUCAAGAUCUCUCUGGAUGACUAGUGAUGAGAGCCAACUAUGGAGAUAAGAUAUAAACCCAAGAGCCAAGCGGCCCAGGAUCUUCUCUGGCCACCACCUAGGCAGAUUUGCAGAU